Molecule: messenger RNA, 1910 nt
Organism: Aspergillus brunneoviolaceus CBS 621.78
Lineage: Eukaryota; Fungi; Ascomycota; Eurotiomycetes; Eurotiales; Aspergillaceae
Product: t-SNARE syntaxin TLG2
Exons: 4
Coding region: 236-1429 (397 amino acids)
Biological process (GO): vesicle-mediated transport; intracellular protein transport; vesicle fusion
Cellular component (GO): endomembrane system; SNARE complex; membrane
Molecular function (GO): SNAP receptor activity; SNARE binding
Source: RefSeq, a predicted model, not a curated record
GUCCUAUCGGGCGCAUUUCGUGUUAAUCAUCUACACAGUGACCAAGAGAGUCCUUGUACUUACGCGAAACAGUCUAUUUUCUCUUGAUUUCACUUCUGGCAAGACCCUCGUCCCAACUCUAUCUCUCCUGUUUGGCCCGACAAUGAUCAGGGUAGCAGCAGUCUAGAGGCGCAACCACCCCCCCGUUGACGGAACACCGCAGAACAAGGGCAACACCCACAAACAUUGCUUCACAAUGUGGCGGGACCGGACCAAUCUUUACAUCUCUUACCGUCAGUCGUUCACACAUCAUCCGGCCAAGAAGCCACGUUAUCUCGGCGCCUCCAAUGGCUUCUCCGACAUCCCCUCACAGUCUGAAGAGAGCCGCCGACUCAUCGGCGAGACGGGCGGAUCAGAUGAGGAUGGCGACGCUAUCAUCGAGAUGGACGUAUUACCCCCGCGCUGGGUCGAUGUGCAGGAUGAAGUGACGGAGCUGCUCGCCGACAUCGCGCAGAAGUCCGCGCAGCUGGACAAGCUACACCAGAAGCACCUUCUCCCUGGGUUUGGCGACGAAGAGAUCAGGAAGCAGGAUGAAGCCGCCAUCGAGCGACUCACCCAGGACAUCACGCGCUCCUUCCACGUAUGCCAGAAGGCCGUGCAGAGGAUCGAGAUGAUGGUGCGGGAUGCUAAACAGCAGGGCGGAGUCAGCAGCGGAGAUGAGACCAUGGCGAAGAAUCUACAGAUCUCGCUGGCCGCACGCGUGCAGGAAGCCAGCGCUCGAUUCAGGAAGAAACAAAGCAAUUACUUGAAGAAGCUACGAGGUUUGGAGGGUGGCGCUUCCUCUUUUGACAGGUCGCCGACCCCGAUGCAGAAUCCCUUCACAGAUCCUUCCCUCCUGGAAUCAGACGCGGACAAGUCCUUCUCCCAGUCCACUCUCAUGCAAACCUCACAGCGUCUGUCAACAUCAAAUGACGCCGCUAUCGUACAACGGGAACGGGAAAUUAAUGAUAUCGCUAAAGGCAUCAUUGAGCUGUCAGACAUCUUCCGCGAGUUACAGGCUAUGGUGAUUGAUCAGGGUACUAUGCUGGAUCGCAUAGAUUACAACAUUGAACGUAUGGGCACGGAGGUCAAGGCAGCAGAUAAGGAGCUCAAAGUAGCUACUAACUACCAGCGGCGCACGGUCAAACGCAAGAUUCUCCUCCUCUUGGUGAUAUUGGUGGCAGGGUUAUUCAUCGUAUUGCUAGUCAAACCAAAGAAACAUGAUUCCCCCGCGCCUCCUUCACCGGCACCGGCACCGGCACCAGCAUCGGAGCCACCCUCUACACAGCCAAACCAACCACUCCCUGGAUUGAGCUCUCGUGCAUUAAGGUCAAGCUACCACCGAAAGAGACGACCGUCGUUGACCAGGGUCGCGAGGGACAAAUGGGUGGAUCCAGACAUAUACCCAUAGUUCUUUCCGUUAAAUCCAGUAUUUUCGCCUGGUUCCGAUGAUACAUUGUCAUUCUCCAAUAGCAAAAUCAGCCAACAGCCAGCCAACAUCAUAAAAGAUUGUAAAAAGUGUCUCCCUGCAGAAGCAUGGCUAAACAGCGGAAAUACGGAGCUUGAAAAUGUGCGUGCCAAUGGAAGCACACAAUGAAACUUGAACAGCUGGUGAAUAUGUCGAAAUCAGAGCGGUAGCUUGCAUAUCCAUAUACCCACCUAGUAGUGCGGGGUAUCAAUUCUGUGCAUCGCCUUCCUGCUUCAAGAGCUCCGCCACAUCAGCAUCCAAAUCGCCGCUCGCAAAUUGAGCGUAGUCCUCUUCUUCGUGGGUGACCUUGCGUUUCUUGGCAUGGAGGCCAUUCGACCCGUCAAAAAUUGCCGGGCCUAGGUCUGAUGUGGGGUAAGAUGGGUUCAGAGGAUGCUCAAUUCCAGGAAGUGUGAACCCGCCGACA